This is a messenger RNA of Eucalyptus grandis, 1567 nucleotides long. Its product is annotated as transcription factor MYB54. Lineage: Eukaryota; Viridiplantae; Streptophyta; Magnoliopsida; Myrtales; Myrtaceae. The coding region runs from base 491 to 1282 and encodes 263 amino acids. The record is from RefSeq and is a predicted model, not a curated record. Gene Ontology annotation, cellular component: nucleus. The transcript has 3 exons. Gene Ontology annotation, molecular function: DNA-binding transcription factor activity, RNA polymerase II-specific; RNA polymerase II cis-regulatory region sequence-specific DNA binding. Gene Ontology annotation, biological process: regulation of DNA-templated transcription.
GUCUGUCCAAACCCCUCCAAACUCACCGCACUCUCUAACGGAAAACUCUCUCUCUCUCUCUCUCUCUCUCUCUCUCUCUGCUCUUCAUCAUCUCCUCCUUUCGUUCACUCCCAUUUCUCUCAUCUUCUCCUCCAAUUCCUACACAUCUUAUUCUUUAUAUUCUCACCCUCCUUCCCGCUUCCCUCUCUAUCUCUAUUUUUUAUAUCUCAAAGUACACUCCUUGCUAUCCUCUCUCUCUCACAUCUAUAUAUAAGCCAGUACAAUCAAGAAAGCUAGCAGAUAUAUCGUUCUUCAGAUUCUGUGGUUUCUGAAGAGAUCUAACCACACCCUCUUCUUGUGCUGUGGAGGAAAGAAAAGCUAUUGCGAGUUUUGGAACAGUGGUUUCGAGAUUAGGGUUUCUGAUCUUGUUCCGCUGUUUCUAGGUUUUUCUUGUUUGGAUCAUCCUCACUCAUCUCGUGUAAGAGCUUUAGCUAGAGAGGACUUUGAUCAGAUGUGCACCAGAGGCCACUGGAGGCCCACCGAAGAUGAGAAGCUCCGCGAGCUGGUGGAACGGUACGGACCCCAUAACUGGAACGCCAUCGCUGAGAAGCUACAAGGAAGAUCAGGGAAGAGUUGUAGGUUGAGGUGGUUCAAUCAGCUGGAUCCAAGAAUCAAUCGAAGCCCUUUCACCGAAGAGGAAGAAGAAAAGCUUCUGGCUUCCCAUCGUAUCCACGGCAACAGGUGGUCUGUCAUCGCAAGGCUAUUCCCCGGUCGGACCGAUAAUGCGGUCAAGAACCACUGGCACGUGAUCAUGGCGAGGCGGAGUCGAGAGAGGUCGAGGCUCUACGCCAAGAGAGCAGCCCAGACCCUGAUGGAGGAAAGGACGAGAUAUUCUUCGCCUUCAUUGGCUAACAAACAACAAGACGUGCAGAUGAUGAACAUGAUGAUGAGCGCUAGUGCUACCGCAAAUUACCAGCUCGCUUCAUCGUUUGUCGACAACUUCUCUGGUUUAGGCCAGUGCGCUUUUGCUCAUGCCGGUCUUCCAUUGACCAAACAAUUCCACACUGACCAUCAGAUUUCUCCCGACAUUCCUGUUCGUGAAGAUAAACUUCAGCCUACUGAGUUUUAUGAUUUUCUCCAAGUAAAUACCGACUCUAACAAAAGUGAGGUCAUCGACGUCGUCCAUGCAAGAAGAGACGAUGAAGAGGUCGAUCAAGAAGCGGCUAAUGACAGUGCAGAUAAUCAAGCCAAGGGUGGUAGCGUUCCAUUCUUUGAUUUCUUAUCGGUCAGAAGCUCUUGUUAGCCUGGGUAUUUCGCAAAAGACAGCACGCGCAAAUUGCCCGUUGAUUAAUUCAGAAUGGCUUCGUAGAGCCUCAAUAUCACGUAGAUCGCGCCGGCCACUUUGAUAUUGACAGAGAUACGGACUUUUAAUUAUUCAAAGAGAUAUAUGAAUAUAUAGCUCUAGCUAGAAAAAAAAGGCAUUAUGUACUCCAUUAGAAACCAGAACGUAGCUGAGCUACAUGUUAGUGUAAAACCAUACACACAUUGGAGAAAAAGCAGGAAUUUUCAACAUUUCAGCAUCUCCAAA